GUUUAAGCGGAAAGUAAUGAUAUUAGUCUAUUACUUAGAAUGUAACGUUAUAUUGUACAUUAUAUUGCUUUGCCGUAAGAAGCGGUGUGAUACAUAUUAGUGAAAACUGUAUGUUUGAACAAGUAUAUGUGUAAACAUUUAUGCUAUGUUGUAAGGCAGCCCGUUCGGGGUCAAGCUUAUUAUGUCUACGCAUAUUUGUUGAAGGUUCCUCUAGAUACAUGUACGUAAAUGUGGUUACACAAUGGUUUGGUGCUGUCUGCGGUGGCAACCUGGGCGACUACACGAGGGCGUGGUAUGCUAGGCCGAGGCCGUGUGUGUGGAAACGUGGUUUCCUGGUUUUGUCAGCACUGUGGACGCUUAAGACGCUUUGGAUUGGCGUGGGACUUCGAGGACGUUGUGGCAUUUUGUGCAAGGGCGUGGUACCUGUAUGACAUGGACCGUAACAAGGAUUAGACGUGGACGGUUUUGGGAACGUGGUCCAAGAUGAACGCUCAUAGACAUUUUGAAAUUCAUUAAUUUUCAUUUUGUAUAUUUGUACAUAUAUGUUUUUAUAUAAAAUUGUAAAUAGAAAAUAGUCUUGUUAUCACUGAUCAAGCUUAGGGUGUCGUGACAAAUGGUGUCAGAAGUGGGAUGAUGAUGUUAGCUUUGAUCAGUGAUUGUUUUUUUUAAAAGAAUGUUUUUUGUGUAAAUUGGAUUGAACGUUGGAAAAAUAUUGUAGUAUUUUCAUGUAUUGAAGUUAUAAUAUUUUUUUUAUUGUAUUGUUGUAGAGAGACGUUCAGAAAGAAGUUAAGGGACCCUGAGAGGAGAGGACGUUACCAUGAAUUAGUUUGUAUUAUGAAGAUGGAUUUGUUAAAAGAGCUGACUGCAUAUGGUCAAAGUUUGGAGUUGACGGGAGCGGAUCUUCAGAGGUUUAUCCGUGAACAGCAGGCACAUCUGCGAGAACUCAGAGUUGAGCAAAGAGAGAGACAAAAGGAGGACAGAGACUAUGAAUUGAAGAGAGAAGAGUUGGAAGUAGAGAAGCUUCGACUAGAAGAAAAGAAAUCACUAGAUGCACUGGAAAGUAAGUACCAAGCUAAUGUACAAGAACUUAAAUACCAGUUGAGUUUGAAAGAGACAGAAUCUAAAGCUGCUAAGUCAGACAUAUCUGAUGGUUCAUUAGCAAAGGUUCCUAAAAUGCCAUACUUUGAUGAGGUUAAAGACGACAUAGACUCUUUUCUUAGACGUUUCGAAAGAUACGCUAUAGCACAAAAGUGGAACGAAGGAAUGAAGGAACUUAAGCGCAUUACUUAA
Saccostrea cuccullata (small rock oyster) is the source of this 1290-nucleotide messenger RNA. RefSeq lists its product as uncharacterized. Bases 835 to 1290 code for a protein of 151 amino acids. The transcript has 2 exons. The record is from RefSeq and is a predicted model, not a curated record. NCBI's taxonomy places the organism in Eukaryota, Metazoa, Mollusca, Bivalvia, Ostreida, Ostreidae.